UGGUACGACAAUAUAUUUUUUAAAAAUUUUAUUGUUUCGUUACCACAGAAUCUAUAAAGUUGAGUCUUGACCUUUUGCUUGAACUUUGAUCAAGGACGUUUUGAUAUUGGAUAUUACAGUAAAGCUGUUUGUUCCUUUUCCUGCAAUACAAGUGGAGUUUUGAAAUCUUACUCGAUCCAUUCCGGACCUGAUCGGGUAUCUUGUUAUUCUUGUAGACUAAAUACGAUCUAUGUGUUCAUGUGUAUAUAAAUAUAUAUAUAUAUGAGUUUGUAAAAAGUUCUUUUCAAAUUAUAUAUCAUGAGUACUUUACGUUUUCACGUCGCGGAUUACGCUGUGUUUGGUCUUACGUUGAUAUUUUCAAUGGCUGUUGGUAUAUAUCAUGCUGUGGUGUCAAAACCAUCUACAACCAAGGAAUAUCUGUUGGCAAGUCGUAAAAUGAUGAGUAUACCUGUGGCAUUGUCUUUACUGGCCUCAUUUAUGUCUGGUAUUACUAUACUUGGAGUACCGUCAGAGAUUUAUACAUUUGGUAUCCAGUAUUGGCUGGUAGUUGUAUCAUACAUAAUUUUAUUCCCAACAGUUGCAUUGAUAUUUGUACCAACAUUGUAUGAAUUGGGUCUCACUAGUUCUUAUGAGGUAAAUAUUGUUCAACUGUAUGUUCUAAGGCUUUCUGGGCCUGAGGCCUGGAUUGCACAAUCAAGAUUCAGGCUUGCAUGCAUUCUAUAGAUUCUAAGUUAAUUUUUUUUUUAAAUCUCGGGUGCGCAAUUUCCAAACAUAAUACAGUCACAGCACAAUGUUGGAUGAAAAUUUUGAAACAAAAUCAAACUUGAUCCAACAUCUUACAACAUUACCCAACAUAGUGUUCAGAUGAGGCCAGUAAAUAUUACAUCCAACAAUGUCAGAUGAUGUUGGAACAACAUGUUGGCCAUUAUGGCCAAUUAUGGGCCUUAACUGGAGAGUUUUUGAAAGUUUAUUAAUUAAUAGUAAAAAUUAAUGUAUACUUGACACCACAAUGGUUUCAGUGGCAGAUCUGGCCUCAUUUGUUAAUUAAAGGGGGUGAGGUUUCCAGAGGGAAGUGGAUUACUGGGAGGGUCAGGGAGAAAUUUGAGGCCCAGAAAUGCCAUUUCCUACAUUCUGAGCACUACAUUUAAUCAUUAAAUGUGUCCUCAUAGUAAUUGUAUUUCAGGCAAAAAUUAAGAAAAGUAAAUAUACAUAAUGUUGUAUACCUGAUGAUCAUCAUUUUAACCCAGAGGUGAAAAGGAAAAAUUAUUUUAUUGAAAUAAUCUUGAAACAGCAGCAUAUCAGCAUUUGCAACAUGAGGCGUAAAAAAAAUACCUGUGGUUCCGGUUCCCGACCGACCCUAUUUUUUUCUGCCGACCCUAUUAUUUUUUCAACACAAUUGACCGUGCGACCCUAUUUUCUCUGGGUGGUUGCGGGCUGCUGCCAAAAUGGCAUCUGUUGUCACACUACAUGUAAUUAUUGAAAAAAACAUGAAAAAAAUAUUAAAAAAAAAAGUAUUUCCGACCUAUCGACCCUAAUUUUUUCGCGAUAUGAAACCGGAACCACAGGUAUUUUUUUUAUGCCUGAGCACACAUCUGAUGAGGAUAUAUAGAGUAUACUCCUAACAUGCAUGAAGUACCUAUGAUGGUGAUUAUAUGCAUGUGCAUAUUGAAUGAUGUAUAACUCCUAUGAUUUCUCGACAAUUUUAUUUGUAUACGAACUGCUUAAAACUCCUACUGAUUGAUCCUCCCUAAAAUUAAUGUGCUUUAACCUGUAGCACGGUCUACACCAACUGCUAUGUUACAACUUAUAUGCAUGGUUAGAUCAAGUCCUGUUGUAUUGGUGCUAAUUGAAUAUUUUCUCACAUACUUAAAAACCAAUAAUUGUCUCAAUAUAACAAGUAGUGUUCACAACCAGGGACAGAUCUUAGAAAUCUCAUUAGGGAGUACACUCUUGGGGAGUGUACCAUUAUUAGAUUAUUCAUGGUUAUAAUUUGUUACUCCAACAGUACAAAACGUCAGUAUAUGGUUAGGUUGUUUACAUGCAACAACAUUUUAAUUUAGAAGCAAAAAUUUGACUGUUUUGCCCAUUUGUGAGUUUAGGCAUGGGUAAUGAGAACCAUAUUCAUCAUAUUGGAGUCAUAGCAAUAAUUUUAUGUAACAACAGUCCCUAUAGUUGUUAUCAGAAUUCUGGAUAUCGUAUUACGUACAUCUUAACACCAGACCAUGUGGUUCAGUCAAUACAAAUACAUCAAUAAAACAUUUGCCAAUACAAAAUAAACAUGUCAUAAAUAGAAUUAAUAGAAUAUCUUUAUCUUAUCACUGUACACUACUACACUUCUUCUUUCCCCACCAAGCAAAUCUCGGUAUAAAAAUCUCUGCACCAAAAUUUCUAGAGAGGCUUAAAAAAUUUGGUGUCACAGAUAGCAUCUAAAAGCUUGUUGACAGAUUGUGUAUUUGAAGCGUGGAUAUGCUUCAACAGAUCUGUGUUUAGCUUUCCUAGCUACUGUAUUGGAGAUUGUUAUUCGUACACACAGACUGAACUCAAAUAUCUCUUUCAAUCUAAAUUGUGAUAUGUGUAAUAUUUGUAAAUGGCAAACUUAGCCUUAAAAUAAGCAACAGCAGACUGAAUUUAUGUUUACUUGAUAUGACCACAUGCUACUGUAAAUAAAAUAUGUUAUAUGCUACAGCAGUUUACAUAUGCGCUGCAGCUAUAAUUGUCUCAUAUGAAUAGUGGUAAUAAGAAUUUAAAUUACUCAAACUUGUCAUAGACAAGAGACUGUGUUGGACAUGUUGGACAAUUUCCCUAUUGACCAAUGUUCACAUAAUUUUUUGGCUAAAAUUAAGGCAAAGCGGACAUCUGAACUUUUGUCCACCUCAAAACCAUGAACUAACCAUAACUGUCUGCGGCUGAACUCUUAUACUGCCUUAAUACUUGACUAACACUGUAUUGCGUAUUGUAUGAAAUACAGUUGGAGUAAUAAAAAGGACUGAUAGUGUAACAUAGUCGGAGAAAUAUUUUCAAAAUCAUUUGUUAUCGGAACUAAUGAAAUAAGAAAUUAUAUGAGGUAGUUACAUCCUAGAUAUAAGAUUGCAAAAUCUAUAAUUUUAAUACAGGUUUAAUACUGUACGUUAGAAAUACUUUCUUUAUAUCACCAAUAAUACUGUUGAAAACCACAGUCUGUGGCCAAAAGGUUUUCCCAAUUAGCCUAUGGAGAAUCAUUGGUUAACAGAAAAUCUAAGAUAGAAAUAAGAGGGAAAAUAUUUGUAGACUAAAUGAAUCAUGAUUGAUUGAUGGAAAUUAGAAACAAUUUCUAUUUUAAUUUAUAGUAUUUGGAAAGACGUUUUUCUUUUGGCAUCAGAAUAAUUGGAACGACACUGUUUAUAUUCUACACGGUAAGUCCAUCAUAAUUAUUUACAAACUUUUGUGAAAAAGGGAAACAGUUCAGGGAUGGGUCCAGCAUGAUCUGGUAGGGGGUGCUCUGGUGCUGAGUUGUGUCGGUCAUGUGCGCUAGUCUUGCUUCACUACUGUAUUUGAAUUGUAACUGUUAUUCCCAGCUCGCUCAAAUCAUCUCAUUUUGCCUCUAAUAUUUUUGUGCUUUAUCAUGAAAAAUAGCCUCCCCCAGCCCCCCCCCCAAAAAAAAAAAAUCAGUAAAUCCAUCCCUGAAACAGUUAAAUAAUACAUUUAAGCUAAUGUUAGCUGCUGUGUUAUCUCCUGGGUUUUUUCUGAAAUAUCCUUCUGUAAUUUGUGCGUGCAAUUCUUGGGACUUAGCAAUUCUGCAUGGUGUGUAGGGAGUGGGUUCCUGUCAGUGAUGUAGUUUACAAACGUCCACAUCACUGAAAAUUUAUGUAAAUCACCAUCGGUUUUGACGCAAUUUGUUUGCAAAGUUGCUUCAGAAAACACACCCUGAUGUUUCACAACUUAGCGUAAGCUGUCUUGCAAAGUAGAGCAAAAACAAUGGUAAAACCACUGCCUCAUCCCAAUGUGAAUACAUCUCCCUGGUAAUGGUAUGGUUACUCUAUUUCGUUUGCCCCACUUGACGUCUGAUAAUCAAUAAAAAAGGUCAGUUACACUUGAGGUAAAAUUAUCAACAUUGAAGUUCAAAUUUCAGAUAAAAUCCUUAGACACACCCGCAUACAGCGCUACGUCCCUAUACCUGCAUGUGUAAUAUGAAAACAUUGGAUCUUUUGAAAUUUCAACAGUGCUUUAUUUAUUGCGUAAUUUUAGUUGUUUUAUAUGGCAAUUGUUACUUAUGGUCCAUCUUUGGCUCUUCAGUCAGGUAUUUAUAUUUGGCAGACGAGAAUCGUCUAAGCCGAGAAAAUCAAAGCUGAAGUUUAUGUAAAUCAGGACAAAUCUUUAUCCGGUUUACAAACAUUGAUUAAACAUUAAUUUCUUUUGUAUUUUCCUUGUGAAUUAUUAAUGAAUUUUUUAAAUAUACAUAUUGUUGCGUGUGAUUUGAAUGAAUGUAGUGUACGUAUAUAUAUCGUGUUUAGACUCGAAAUAACCAACGUCUUUAAGCGGCCACGGCUUGAAUAAGUCGUGAACGUCGACACCCAUCAUUAUUUUAGUAACUGGGAAAGCAUUAAGAGGAACACCUAACCAAGUUGUGACUGCCAAUUCUCUGAUGCACUCUCAUGCAUCCUCGUUUGAUCCAGGUUUGAUGUGUGGAUUGAUUCACAAACACGCUGCAUGACUUAGGUGAUAUCUCGCAUGGUAACAAGUUGAUUUGUGCUUUAACUGUUUCUCUAGUUACCGGCUUACCGAUUUGGGUAUCUAUUUUAUCAAUUGGCGUUGUAUGCACUUUUUAUACAACAAUAGUAAGUUCAUUUACAUGUAUCAGUAAUAUUUGUUUUGCUUAUAUUGUUGGUUCUGAAGAUCAGAGUUCAUGUUUGCGAUGACCAGGACAGGGAAAGAACUGAGAGGCCGUCCAAUUGUGUUGUUCCCGCAACAUGCAGCCGCGAAUAGGAAAACCGCACCUCCUUGGGAGCAUGACAAUGCAUGCGCACUUUUCGUUAUUAUACUGUAAUUCUAUAUGCUUGUGUGAUGUUACUCUGAGUGUAUAUGCACACCGGGCAGGCUUGAAAAAUAUGCCUGGCCACAGUGGGAUUCGCUCUGCCAACUGAGCUACGCGGUCAGGUCGGUUCGACUAUGCGAUAUUUCGGAACUGAGUCUAGUUCCUUCGAUAUCAGUGUAAUCUAAUAAUCAUGAUAUUUGCUGUGUUGGUGUAAUGUAUACUCAGGUGAAUAUAAAGACGCUUGUGUGAUGUUACUCUGAGUGUAUAUCCACACCGGGCAUAUGCCUAGCCACGGUGGGAUUCGAACCUACGACCUUUGGAAUACUAGCGCAAUGCUCUGCCAACUGAGCUACGCGGUCAGGUCGGUUCGACUAUGCGAUAUUUCGGAACUGAGUCUAGUUCCUUCGAUAUCAGUGUAUUAUUAUUAUUAUUAUUAUUAUUUAUAUUUAAUCUUAUUGACACACAUAUACAACGGUAGCCCUUCAGCAAGUUUAUGUACAGUUCCUUCAGGGGUUUUUUUCAGGGAUUUUUUAGGGCCGUUAAACGGCCCCAAAAACUCAAUCUUGAAUUGAGUUUUGAAACUCAAUCUUCUCACCAAAGUUUCAGUGCAGUAAAAAUGAAGUUGUUUGAGUUAAAUUCGUGAUGUGUGGAAAUUAGUUUUCAGUUGGAAACCCGACAAUUAAGAAAAAAUGGCUGGAAUUCAUCUCACAACACAAGAAAAACUAUGCAUUCGCCAUCUUUAACCAGUUUAUAGUGUCCCUUAGUGCCCCUGCAUGCUUUAACACAUUCCGUCUCAACUACAUUUAUUGAGUACAGGUGUCAGCCCCCCGGUAGGGGGUGGGGUGUAGCCACCCCAGCUGUUCAGCUAAACUCAAUCUUCUCUGCAAAAACGGACCCAAGAGAAAAUCCUGAAAAAAACCCUGAGUUCCUUGUAGCUGAUUUUCAAGGGGCCGUUGAUUAAUAAUAAAGGAAGAAAAUAAUGAAAAUAUACAAAUAUAUAUAUAUAUAUAUAUAUAUAUAUAUAUAUAUAUAUAUAUAUAUAUAUAUAUAUAUAUAUAUAUAUAUAAUAUAUAUAUAUAUAUGACACACGAAUAAUCCCCCCCCCCCCUUCCUUCACUCAGUCCUCCCACCCACCCUUAUAAUAAAACAUUAAAAACUUUAACAAACGUAGAUUGUUAGGGCUAGUAUUCCAAAGGUCGUAGGUUCGAAUCCCACCGUGGCCGGGCAUAUUUUUCAAGCUCGCCCGGUGUGGAUAUGCACUCAGAGUAACACCACAAAUAUCAUAUUCACCUGAGUACACCACGCCAACACAGAAAAAAAAAUCUACGUUUGUCUGUCUCGGAGCAGCGCUUUAAAUCCUGUUAAUGUUAUACCAUUAUCUUUAAGUUCUGUUGGCAGUUCAUUCCAAGUCUUUACUCCUGAGUAGCCGAUACUUUUUUUUAAGAAAAUUAGUUUUAGGCUUUUUUAUCGAAAAGUCACAAUCGUUAUUGCGUAAAUUAUAAUUUUCAUUAUUUUUCACAUUAAAAAUAUCAGUAAUUGUUGUCAAGUAUUUGCCAUUUUUGACUUUGUACAUAAAAACUGCCUUAUUCUCUUUCCAAUUUUCUAUCAGUGGCUGCCAGCCUAAUUCCUGUAAAAUAGUCUCGGACCUAACUUCGUACGACCUACCAGUAAUGACUCUUGCAGCCCUGUUUUGCAUUUUCUGCAGCUUUUCAAGCGAGUAAACAUUACCAAUGUCCCAAACAAGGCUACAGCAGUCAAAGUGAGGUUUUAGGCUACUAUUGCAUUAUAAACUGAAAUUAAUGUUGACUGGGGUACAAAAUUUUUCAUUCGUCGAAUCAUGCCUAUGACCUUUGACACCUUGAUAACGACAUUAUCUAUGUGUAUUCCAUUUUAGCUGAUCAUCAAUAAUGAUACCUAAAGUUUUUGUUUCUUUCACUCUUUUUAUAUUACAAUUUCCUAAUUUAACUUCUGGAUCACCUUCAAUUUUGCUAAUCCGUUGCCUAGACCCGGCUAUCAUAUAUUCAGUUUUGUCCUUAUUGAGAGUUAAUUUAUUGGCCAAUAACCAUUGAUGUAUAUUUUCCAAAUCAUUGUUUAAUUUUGUUUGGAUGUCUAUAAUCGAACACCCGCUUGCUGUCAGAUUAGUAUCGUCUGCAAACAAACUGGCUGUAGUCGUUCUUAAACAAUUAGGCAAGUCGUUUAUAUAAAUAAGAAACAGUAUUGGGCCUAAAUUUGAACCUUGUGGUACACCACAACGAAUUAUUCCAGGUUGGGAUGUCACUUGAUUUACUUUACACAUUUGGUUCCCUUACAGCCAAAGUAAGACAAUUUUUUUAGCAAAAUAUCAUGGUCGACACAGUCGAAAGCUUUUUUUAGAUCGAGAAAAAUAAUUCCGUUUAAUGAAGUCGAAUAUGUUGGAAAGAGAUAGAUAGUUAAAAUCGAACAACUGGCCACUAAGCAGGACAACAACUUGAAACACAUUUUGUGGCAUAUAUUUUGGGCAGAGAAGUGCUCGAAAACAGUUCCGGCCGAACUGUCUAGAGGCUCUCGCUAACCUAAGUUUUAUCUAGAGAAACAGGCGAAUCUUUAGACUGCAGAGGGCAUGCUUGACUCUGUGCAUGUCGUUCAGCGAGUUGAGACCUAGUUGGACUGGUGAACAACUAUUGGUAUAGGGCACAUUACCCAGGGUACUCAAAUCUGGCUGAGGAUACAUGCAAAAACUGUAGGUUGUUAUAGAGGAACAGGCGGACCUCUAGAUAACAGGGGAACAGGCGAACCCCCGUUCAGACCAUCAGGCCGUCGACAUUGAGACCUAGUUGGACUGGUGAACAACUAUUGGUAUAGGGCACAUUACCCCGGGCCACAACUGAUAACCUGACUGACCACAUCGAGUCUCUAGGUCUGCUCAUUAUAUUUUUCAUCAAUACAAAAAUAUUUAGAACACAAGUACGUCGUUACAUGAUUGUGUUAAGCCCGUUUUCUACUAGGCGAAAUAGCGAAGCGAAGCAACAAGUAAAAAAGUUGGAACUGAUCCAACUUUUUCGCACGAACAAAUUGAGUGCAUGUUUGAACUUCAAUCGUCUUUUUCAGGGAGGUAUCAGAGCAGUAAUUUGGAAUGAUGUAUUUCAAGCAGUCGUGAUGCUUGCGGGUCUGGUGACAGUGGUUAUUGUCGGCACUUCCAAAGUAGGUGGAGUGUCACGUGUUAUGUCGGUUCUCCGAGAUAAUAACAGAACUGAUAUUAGGUAAGUAUUUAAAAGUGAGUUACUGGUGCUUUUACCACGUUAUCUAUGACGUCAUCAUCUAUAUCUGAACAGACAACGACAAAACAUUAUCUGCAUGCUUGUUUUACAUAGCGACGGAAAGAAAUUUGCACGCCAUUUGAUGUGCUGUAUGAUCUAUACAAAGUAAUGCGCGCCAUUGGUUCGUCGCACUACUGAGAUGGCUGCCAUUGGCAUAAAUAUAUACGUCACAAAAAAUGGCGUCAACCGUGAGUCUGUCCUAUAAUACAUCAUGGCUCUCAUCCAAAGAAAAGCAGCUUCAAGUCACAUAGAAAUUUAAAGUAAUUACCAUACAUAAGAUGUCAUAUUAUAGUUUAUUAUUACAUGAUGUUUACCAUUAUGAUAUUUACCAUUAUGAUGUUUACUUUUUUAUCAAUGUUUAAAGUCCAAACUUUACGUGAAAUAGCCAUGCAUGCAGUUUGACAGAGCACUUAAAUGAAAACUGUAUAAAUCGUACUUAUAGAUUAUAUAAAAAAUAAAGUCUACAGCCCAGGGGCCGGUUGUUCAAAAGGUUAGCUUAACAAAAUCUUCAGAACAAUCUUCCCAACAGCUUUUCUAGAAAUCGUGUCUGGAUGAACAGAAAUUUUAUUUUUUAAAGUUUUGAAAUAAAUGGGCGUGCAGAGCUACACAAACCGAAACAGCGGAUUAAAUUUAUAUAGCCCAAGCAACUAGCGCUCAUGCAAUAACAGGGCUGCAAAUUAAUAUUUGACUUGAUAGGACAUUUGUCUGAUCACUUUUAAUUUUGGUGGGACAUAACUUGAAUUUGGUCGGACAAAAACCAACAGCACUAAAUUUGGUGGGACAUAUAUACGUCACAAUAUAUUAUAUAAGCCACGAGACAAGUCUGUAUAGCCAUUCCGGCGCAACGUUAUAAGUAAAAUGGUAGAAUGCCUCGUAAAUUUUAUUGCAAAAUGCAAAUUGAGUGAUUUUGCAGUCGGAUUUUGUCACAGCAAAAAAAUGUAUAAUGUGACAAUUUUUUUGUGAUCGGACCAAUGCCCGAUCAAAAUUACUUUUGCUCGGACAUUCGCCGAAUUUAGUCGGACAUUGUCCGAUGUCCCACAGUAAUUUGCAGCCCUGAUAAAGCGUCUUGGUACUAUAUACCUCUUGGUACAUUUGUGAUCGUUGGGGGUAAACAUUGACUAUGCGCCCCUACCUUUUCUCCGAACGCAUCUUUACAUAACAUGGCUCCAGCUCUUAAAAUUACGAUGCAAGUUGCCCCGCCUAUUUUUAAUCUUCAUUUACAUUUUAUCUCUUUGUUUAGUUUUAGUUUUGAUCCAAGGGAAAGAACGACAUUCUGGGUAAUGUUCAUUGGUGGGGCAUUUGCAAUUUUACCUUUAUGGUCUGUAAAUCAAACCGCAGUUCAGAGAUUUUUAUCUGCAAAAUCUCUCAAGGACGCGCAAAGGUGAGACAUCCCUGACACCCGUCACUUAUUCCAGUCAUGAUAUAAUUAUAUGCCCGCGUGAUUAUAUUAAAAAGGUGUCCGUCUUAUAAACCUAUUAUUUCAGUGAUGUUGGUGGAUCCCAAGGAAAGUAUUAAUGAUCUAUGUUUUGAGGUGGAUGUUAGCCUAAUCAAAAACUGUACGCUCUUUUCUCUUCAGUGUACUAUGCUAAUACCUAAGAGGACAAUUUUAAACAGUUGUUGCAUGGAUGAGACUGAUAACACUUACCAACACCUUGAUAAUUCGGGAUAUCACAAAAAACAAAUUCAAUAACUGUUUUAUUAUACAUUGCAUUUUCAUUAAUUCUUUCGACAAACAGUGAUUUGUCGCACAAACCAACGUUUGGUUUUCCAAAAAAAGUAAUGAAAAACGAUUUUAAAAAACAUAAUAACAGCAUAAAAAUAUUAGAAAACUCAUUCCGAUAAAAAUGUCAAAAGCAAAACGAUAUCCUCCUCCCAUCUUAUAUUUAUUUUCAUCUUUUCCUUAAUUAAAGUAAAGUAAAAAAAUGCUUCACAGUUCAUUGUAUGAAACGACUUUGCCAUAUGUUCCAAAAUCUUGACUCAUUCCACGGCUAAAAGGGAUGAACGAGAGGGGUGUUUUCAAGAUAGUUUACCAGCCUAGGGUAAAGUUUAAGAUUGUAAGGGUAAGAGAGACCAUGCACGUAAAAAAGUACGUGACAAUCUGCUAUUCGUGGUCAUUUAUGGUCAAUCUUGGUCCAUAAUUCGCACUUUUUGAGCAGACGCUCUUGGAUAUGUUGACCAGGCCCAGUCAGAUUUUAAGAAUUGCCUAUAUUUCAUUCCUUUCCUCCUAGAUCAGUCUGGUUGGCACUACCAUUGAGUUUCGUAGCAGUGUCACUUUGCUCAAUAUGUGGAGCUGUUAUAUUUGCAUACUAUGCAGGCUGUGAUCCAAAAUCACGGAAGGCAAUAACUAGUUCCGACCAGGUAAUACGUCCGUUAUGAAAAUAGGGCCACUACAUGCGUACGUGGAGCUCUUACAAAGAAUUUUAAAUUAUCAUUUAGUUACCAUUGUAUCUGUAUAGUGUAUCUGUAUAUAACAUAUACAUAUAACUCCACAGGCAAAUUAAUUGACACCUCCCCUCAUAGUACAAUGUUGGCUACAUCUUAGCAAAAGUAGCCGGAGCAGAGAGGAGUUAUAGUAAUAGUAAUAUUUUUGCUGCGCCAUGAUUGCAUAUACAGUAAGGUGACCAUCAACUGAACGACUGCAUUUCACCACGGAGUCGGCUCAGGACUCGACACUCGUAGCCUUUCUCCGCGGUUACUCAUGUACAUGUACACUGUUGUACAUGGAAGGUUAACAGCUGUGCAUGUGUGUGUGUAUACGAGUUAAUAAUCGAGAAAGGAGGCUUUUAUCCGCAUACAUCCGUGCAGACCAUUCGACGCUAGAAUAACUAUAGGGCUAGUAUGUGAUAUGUAUAAUCGGUCACUGGCGUUUCUCAUGUAUAUUUGCUUUUCAGGUAUUGCCGUAUUUUGUAAUGGAUGUAAUUGGACAUCUCCAUGGUCUACCAGGCGUCUUUCUUGCUUGUUUGUUCAGUGGAACAUUAAGGUAUCCACAAAUUAAGAUGUUUUGCAAAAGAUGACAUUUUUCAAGUUGUGUGAUAUUCUUGCUGGUCUGACCACGAGCAAUGACCGCUUGUAUAAAACUGUUAACUACUUUUUAACCACUCUUUUGUAGUUAACUUGUAGUUAACUCUUAAACACCGCGCAUUUUGAUUGGUUAAAUUUCGCACCAAUUGUAUAUAGUUAACUUUAACUACUUUUUAUACAACCACCCCCAGGUCUAAAACUACAAAUGGCCGAGCUGGAAUUCAGUUUGCGGUGUAUAAUUGCUUGUUUUAUUCUGUGUAUUUUAUAACACUAUUGUAAAAACAUUGGUAAUGUGAAGCACGAAUCCAUGUAAAAUUCCUGAUUCGAAAAUGUACAUUUUACGAGAUAUUAAGUACUUUUACCCCGAAAACGGAUUACAAUUUGCCUUUUUUCGUAGGCUCCCAGCCUACAGUACAUGUAAGUUUAUCAUUUCCUGGCAUUACCUAUUUAUGUAUAUUGAUUAUAAUUAUAUUUACUAUUUUUCAAGCACUCUUUCUUCUGGGUUGAACUCUUUGGCUGCAGUAUUUUUAGAAGAUUUUAUAAAACCUUUUGUGAAUCAUCGGAAUUUCAAUAUCUCUGAAAUAAAGUUGACGCAGUUGUCGAAAUUUAUAGGUAAAGACGAUUUUAUAAUUAUUCCCAUUGUCCAUUAUUAUUAAUUUUGGUAGUCAAGCUCCAAGACUACCACUUGCCAUUAUGCCCGAGCUACUCCAAACACUGAAAAUGGCAGAACGUUUUCGAUAUGUCCUAUUGAAUAUACCGAGUAUACCCCCAAGGCCACAAUUAUGGCAUUAUGUCACCCCUUUGCCCGCAACGUCCUUCCCAGACUUUUGCCCCAUGUGAAACAUCGAUAACUACACUAUCAUUUUGCACUGAUUUUCAGUAAACCUUGCUGUAUUGUAUCAACCGCAUUCACACAAAAAUAUAAAUAUUGAUCUUUAUCUUCGUCACAAUUUUACUAUUUUUCAAAUAUUUGUAUCAUAAUUUUAGCUGCACUAUUGGGUCUGAUCACAGUUGGAUUGUCAUUUUCAGCUGGAUCACUGGGAACUAUUUUGCAGGUAUAUUUUCUUUUCUUAUUUUAUUCGUAGGUUUCGUGAAUAAAGAAAAUUAAGGUUCAUAUAUAAUCCACGUAUCCUGGUUUUGGAGGUUUAGUAUACCUGCAUGGUUCCAACAAUAAAAAUCAACCUCUGGAGCCAGGGUAGAGGUUUAGCGAGGUCAGAGGCGAACUGUGUGUAGUCUACUUUACACUCUGCUGUAUUAAGAUGAUUUCAUUUUAAAUUAUCAAGUCUUUUUACCAAAUUUCUGGUGUUGCUGGCGGUCCUGUGGUUGCAGUCUACUCGAUGGGGAUGUUCACUAAAUUUGCAAACAAAAAGGUACUAUUACUUCUCUUCAAGUUGCAAACAUCUCUUCCGAAUUAUAGUAGUUAUAUGUAUUCGGAUUAAAUAGUUGUGUAGUGUACUGCAUUAGUAAUGCAUAAUAUUUUCUAGGGAGCUUACAUUGGUCUUGCCAGUGGACUUACUUUUGGUUUAUUUGUCGCUAUUGGUGCUAAGAUUCAUAAACCACCCUUGUCAAUACCAAAGGUUUCUAUUGAUCAGUGUUCUGAAGCAAAUCUGACUCUGACAGUUGCAAAUAAAACAAAGUAAGUGAGAGAUUAUUUAUGGGGAGUUCAAGAUAGUCUCGUGACAAAAGGUUGGGUGUUAUUACAACACAUGAAUAAAGACUCCCUAUAGUUGAAAUAUUUGCUCCCUAAAAACACUCAGUGACAAUACAUUGCAUACAACUUACCGAAUUAUCAUACUCGAAUAAUAAAGGUUAUUAUUUUUUGUCUGUCUGAAUAGGAGGAUAUAUGAUGGUUUAGAUAUUUACAAAAUAUCUCCAUUCUGGUACAGUUUUUACUGCUUUUUCAUAACAUUCAUUGUUGGUCUACUGGUUAGCUUUCUAUGGAAAGGUAAAAAGUUAUCUCUCGUAUAUAAUUUUACCCACACUGCUUUGUUGGCAUUACUUGUUCCCAACUUGUAAGCAGUAUAGUAUUGUAGUAGAAAAUGUAAUAAAAUUAAAUAAAUAAGACAAGUUACAAUGUCUUUUUUCUCCAGCUUCCUUUGCAGGUUGUGAUCACAAGAAGUGUAUAUUUCAACUAUGAUCCCAUCCAUUUAUUGUUUGUUCUCAAAUACUUUAUGUUUAGCAGAGGUUCCAAAAUCAAUGAAGGAAGCUGAAUUGUUACCUUUAUUAAAGACCUUUCUCGAUCGUGGACACUUUCCUAAUUAUAGACCUUCCUUUUAUUUCUAGACCUUCCUUAUUAUAUAGUAGGCCAAAAUUAUAUUGUAUAUAGUGCAUAAUUUAAAGCGAUUUGAUAUGUUACAACUGGUUAUGUAAACACGAUUUUCUUGUAUCCCCUUUGAUGUAGAUAAUGAACAACAUGUUGACCCAAGGCUCUUAUUUAAGUGGAAACGUUUACUUCCUGCAAAGUUUACUGGCAUGAAUGAUGUACAAGAUGAACAAGAUGAGAAAAUCGUUCUUCACGAUCAGGUAAUCAUAGUACUGGAGACGAUUGAGCGAAGCAUGUACAGCCAAUCUCGUACCCUGAACCCGAGAUCCCUUGGGAAAAGGACCGCAGGCUCAGGGGUACGAGAUUGGUGUGUAGCGUCAGCGGUUGAUAAUUCGGAAUUGAUGACUUUUCAAUGUAAUUAGUGUUCUUAGCCCAGAGAACACAAUGGUAUUUUUUCGUCUAAAAAUUAACCAAUUUCUCCUAAUAUAGGAUUCUGGUAAACAACAAUCUGUUAAUGCAACUGAAGACAAACGUAAACACGAUUCCAUGGUGUUAGUGAACUCUAGUCCUGUAGAAGAAAUGUCGACAAACCUGUAAAAAAAUAUUUAUUGCAUACAUAAACUAAACACAGAGCAAACACAAUACGUUCACUCGUACAACUGGCGGAAGUAAUUUUCCUUAAUUUAAGCCAUUACGUUACCGUUUGAAGAAAAAUAUAUUUUUAAGGGUCCUCGAUAGUAUGUACGUCAUUCCGUACCUAUCCACUGUAUUUUGAGAUGCAUAUUGAUAAGUAUAUGCAUCUUCGCCGCAACCUCCCCAAGAAUCCCCGCGCGCCUAGCUCACCCAGAGCUCUGAACGCUAUUAAUUACUAAAGAGCCUGGGUACGAGGCUGGGAUAUAGCUAUUAUUGCCCUCCUGAUGAAAAAGCCCUGCGUACGGCCCUGAGUAUACUGCACAUAAUAAAUAUAUAUUGAAUAUUAAUUUUCAAUUUUACAAAUUGGAAUAAUAUAUUUGAAUAAAUUUAGUAGAGAUUUUAUGCAUGUAUUUAUACGG
Molecule: messenger RNA, 14643 nt
Organism: Paramuricea clavata
Lineage: Eukaryota; Metazoa; Cnidaria; Anthozoa; Malacalcyonacea; Plexauridae
Source: the annotation of a GenBank genome assembly